This is a messenger RNA of Cavia porcellus (domestic guinea pig), 1295 nucleotides long. RefSeq names its product nucleolar protein interacting with the FHA domain of MKI67 (gene Nifk). NCBI's taxonomy places the organism in Eukaryota, Metazoa, Chordata, Mammalia, Rodentia, Caviidae. Gene Ontology annotation, cellular component: nucleolus. Gene Ontology annotation, biological process: maturation of LSU-rRNA from tricistronic rRNA transcript (SSU-rRNA, 5.8S rRNA, LSU-rRNA). The record is from RefSeq and is a predicted model, not a curated record. The transcript is spliced from 6 exons. Gene Ontology annotation, molecular function: RNA binding. The coding region runs from base 77 to 964 and encodes 295 amino acids.
UUCCGCUUCCCGGAAGCGGCGAGCGGUAGUGUUUCCGGCAGCGCCGCGUGGAAUCUUCCUCCUGGGUUCUUUCAGCAUGGCGGUGUUUUCGGGUCCCGCCGCGCCAGUUCUGUCUCUUAACGUGCAGGAAGAUGCCCAGUUUCAAAAGGAGGUGGCGCGGGUUCGGCAUCGCGUGGCCCAGCGAAAAAAACGAGAAGAACUUACACCCGGAGUAAUCUUUGUGGGCCACUUACCUCCAGUACUUUUUGAAUCUCAAAUCAAAGCAUAUUUCUCCCAGUUUGGCCGUAUUACAAGAUUCAGACUGUCCAGAAGUAAAAGGACAGGAAAUAGCAGAGGCUAUGCCUUUGUGGAGUUCCAGUCUGAAGAUGUUGCCAAGAUAGUCGCUGAAACGAUGAACAACUACCUCUUCGGUGAAAGACUCCUGGUUUGUCGUUUUAUGCCACCAGAAAAAGUCCAUAAAGAUCUUUUUAAAGGCUGGCAAGUUCCAUUUCAUCAUCCAGUAUACCCUGCAGUGAAACGCUAUAAUCAAAAUCGGACACUUCUACAAAAGUUACGCAUGGAAGAGCGAUUUAAAAGGAAAGAAAAAUUACUCAGGAAAAAGUUAAUUGCAAAAGGAAUUGAUUAUAAUUUUCCUUCAUUGGUUUUAUCUGCUAAGAAAAAAGAAUUUUCAGACAAAAAAGAGGUUUCCACCAAAAAUGAAAAGGCUUCAGGCAUACCUAAAAAGAAGAAGAAAAGAGUUGCAAAAGGCCCUCCUGUCACUCCAGAUAAGACUGUGGACAGCCAGAGCGCCACACCGGUUUGUACACCAACGUUUUUGGAGAAACGAAAAUCUGAAGUGGCUGGAGUGAAUGAUGAUAAAGAUGAUGAAAUAGUCUUCAGACAACCCGUGUCCAGUGUACAAGAGACUCCAACGCCCACUCAGCCAGGGAAAAAGAGACAAAGGCGAAGAAGGAGCAAACAGUAAUUCUGAAUGUACUGUGUGCAGUGUGUCUCACCAAAAGUGUGAUUUGUUGUAACAAGGCUUCCUGAGGAAUAAUGUGCUGGCUGUUCCAGGUCAGGGAGGAAAGCAGUCAGUGAUUUUUGGCUCUUCGGCCCUUGCUGAGAUGUCGGGUGCAUCGCAGCCUACAGUGGUUGGACUCACAGUGCCUUUGUCCUGGUCUCCUCCUGUUCCAUUCGUAUUCUUGUUAGCUCCCCUUGGUUUACCCUGCCUAAAUGUCACUAUUAACUGCAGGUUCAGAUACUCAAGUGUCACAGCCUUUUGUCACCAGCAAAUAAAGGUUGCCAAUCCUGCUUGA